AUGAGUUCAACCGUGAUCAAGUUUAGGGCCGGUAUCUGUGAAUAUAACGAAGAGUCACGCCUAUGUACACCAAUCCCAGUUCAGGGUGAGGUUGAGAUUAAACCAAAUGAAGAAGAGGAAUUGGGGUUCUGGGAUUUUGAAUGGCGUCCCACGGAAAAGCCAACUGGGAGAGAACUGGAUCCUAUUUCUUUAAUUUUGAUUCCCGGGGAGACAAUGUGGGUUCCAAUAAAAUCUAGUAAAAGUGGCAGAAUAUUUGCUUUAGUCUUCUCUUCCAACGAAAGAUACUUCUUCUGGCUGCAAGAGAAAAGUCCAGGUAAUUUGUCUCUGAACGAAUUGAACGCUAAAGAUAAAGAGGUUUACGAAAAAAUGACUGCAGUGCUGAAUAAUGGUGGUGAAAGCGAUAAUGAGGAAGAAAGUCAUGACGAAAAGCAAAAGAUACAAGAUGUAGAUGUAGAUGUCGAUGUCGACAUGCAAGAUUAG
Messenger RNA from Saccharomyces kudriavzevii IFO 1802, 480 nucleotides. RefSeq names its product proteasome regulatory particle lid subunit RPN13 (gene RPN13). Lineage: Eukaryota; Fungi; Ascomycota; Saccharomycetes; Saccharomycetales; Saccharomycetaceae. The record is from RefSeq and is a predicted model, not a curated record. Gene Ontology annotation, molecular function: ubiquitin binding; proteasome binding; endopeptidase activator activity. The transcript has a single exon. The coding region runs from base 1 to 480 and encodes 159 amino acids. Gene Ontology annotation, biological process: ubiquitin-dependent protein catabolic process. Gene Ontology annotation, cellular component: nucleus; proteasome regulatory particle, lid subcomplex; cytoplasm.